AUGCUCGAGCAAAACUGUGUCGACGAGACACAGGAGACUCUUCCUGUCAUCGCCGGGCCACAAGAUGACGAUACGACCAUGGAUGGCGCCAUCGCCCCUGCUGCUCCUGCUGUCAGUGACAACAACGCCGACAUGAUAACAGAACUCCAGGGACAGCUGGCUGCCUCCGUUGCCCGAGUCUCGGCUCUGGGUAGCGAGGUGGCCUUUGUCAACGCUGCCCUGGAGAGCAAGCAGGGCGAAUUCGAAAUGCUGGCGCACCAGGUCCAAGCCGAACGUGCCGAUCUUAUGCAGCAAUUCGACGCAUCCCUCGCGGCUGCUAUAGAGCAGCGGGUUGCGGAGUAUGUGCACAAGAUCAACGAUCUCUCCACACGGGAACGAGCGCUUACAGAAGAAGUGCAGCUGUUGAAAAAGUACCAGGAGAAAAUGCAAGGUACGACAGUCGAGAAGGCGGUCCUUGAAAACUCCGUGGUAAAGGUCAUGGAACAGGAAGCACUGAUCCAUGACCUUCAGCAACAGCUGCACUUGGCAAACCAACGGGUUAGCCUGGCUCCAGACGAGCGACUGGUUCACGAGAACGCCCAGCUUCGCACGAAGGUGCAAGCUGCCAGGCAGACGGAACGAGGAUACGUCGAAAGACAGAUCCGUUUCACCAACCAGGUCCAAUCGCUGGAGUCAGAGCUUCUCCGAGCCCGACAAGCCCUGAGCAACGCCAACGCCACCAAGACAACGAAAACCCCUGUCGAGACAGCUCCAGCGACGCCCGACGAGGAGGUCGCGUUGCUGGAGAAAAGGGUUGAGACGUUGAAAGAGGCGAUAAAGAAGAAGGACAAGGAGUAUAAAACACUCCAAGACUUUAACGAGAAGCUCCAGAGCUCCAUCUACCAGCUGGGCCAGCAGCUACAGAGGUCCGACUCUCUAGUUGUUGGCCUGCAUGGGGCUCAAGGGCAAGGGCAAGGGUUUGCCGCUGCAAGCAGCACAGGGGGUUCGACGCGCCCAAAACCAGAGAAGAGAUGUCGAAACGACGCAGUGGAUGCCAACGACGAGGCGUCCAAGAAGAAGAACAAGGGCGAGGAGUAA
Molecule: messenger RNA, 1077 nt
Organism: Arthroderma uncinatum
Lineage: Eukaryota; Fungi; Ascomycota; Eurotiomycetes; Onygenales; Arthrodermataceae
Exons: 1
Coding region: 1-1077 (358 amino acids)
Source: RefSeq, a predicted model, not a curated record